CCAGCCAUAACUCCGCGAAGGUCCGAUCGAGCAGAAGUUUCAUUCUAUUAGCACCAUCAGAUCCAACACCACUUCUUCAACAAUGCAGAUUUCAUCGUCAAACAGCGGUCUGUUCAAUUAUGACACUAAUGGAAUCCAUGAGAAAAUUUGGCAGCGAUUACUAUUUUCUCUCUUUAGUGAAAAUGCAUAUACAGUAGAGAAGAUGCAUAUUAGGCAGUUUGUGCUCAUGAAGCAGUGGAAUAAAGUUCCUGGACAUAUCACUGUGGACCACAUGAAGCAGUGGCUCCUGGCUCAAAUAAUCUCCCUGGACAAGUUCCAGAGAAUAAAAAGUGAUAGGUUACAGGCCUGGAUCAGAUCAAAGUUCCGCUUUCUGAACCAGCUAGAGAAAGAAGUCUGUAAGGAUCUCAUUGAAGAGAUGCGCCUUUCACAGCUGCUUGGGAGGAGGGUCACACUGGAAGGUGUACAAUUGGUUUUUUCAGUCAUGUGUCCGGGAGCAGAGCGACUUGUUGAGACGUCGUUGCAGCAACUCUUCCACGGGCUGCAGGCGUUGUUUAACGUGAACGGCGUCGAGCUUGAGAAGUUAAUGCCAUACAUUGAGUUCCAACUCGCAACUGCCCACUUGCUGGCAGAGGUGGUGAACUAUACUGUCAGUGUUUUCCUGAAUAUCCAGGAGCUACCUGCUGACUGGCACAUAGGCCAGGACCCCACUUCAGCGCCUUUGACAAGAAGGGCUGAGGCUCCCAGUGUGAUUUGCAGAAUGCUGAAACAGGCACUAACUUCAUGCUACUGCCUAAGUCAACAAUUGAGUGAAAGCAGGCUCGUCCACACCUGCAUUUGGAUGGUUUGUGAGAAAAUGACCGACAGCAUUUUUAGAUACUUUGCUGAGGGCAUUAAAAGCUCCCAGCUGCUGGACUUCGACCAAAGCUUUUUUAUUGCACCAGGCAGAAUUAUGAGGGGCAUCAAGGACAUGGUCUCUAUUGUGAUGAUCAACAAUUACUUUUUACAGUGAAUAGUGUGCUUGGUGCAGCAUGUAAAUAAUAUAUAUUGUUUUUGUGUGUGCUGAAGAUUCAAAUGAUGCAGUUUAUGUUUAAGCAGCAUGAGGACUCCCAUGCAUCUCAGUUAUUUAUGUUUAUAUAUAUAUAUAAAUGUGUCGUUACAGAUAUAGACGUUCUAAU
Molecule: messenger RNA, 1175 nt
Organism: Nerophis lumbriciformis (worm pipefish)
Lineage: Eukaryota; Metazoa; Chordata; Actinopteri; Syngnathiformes; Syngnathidae
Source: RefSeq, a predicted model, not a curated record